Messenger RNA from Nerophis ophidion (straightnose pipefish), 4479 nucleotides. Its product is annotated as excitatory amino acid transporter 1-like. The record is from RefSeq and is a predicted model, not a curated record. Gene Ontology annotation, biological process: L-glutamate transmembrane transport. The coding region runs from base 1 to 600 and encodes 199 amino acids. The transcript has 4 exons. Gene Ontology annotation, molecular function: L-glutamate transmembrane transporter activity; neutral L-amino acid transmembrane transporter activity; glutamate:sodium symporter activity. Gene Ontology annotation, cellular component: plasma membrane. NCBI's taxonomy places the organism in Eukaryota, Metazoa, Chordata, Actinopteri, Syngnathiformes, Syngnathidae.
AUGAUGAGGCUGGCAGAGGAGAGGAUGAUGAUCUCGAUGGCUGCUGCCUCUCUUACACGACUCCCUCCCUCCUCCGCCACUCUGCCCAUCACCUUCCGCUGCCUGGAACAGAACAUCCGCGUGGACAAACGGGUGACGCGCUUCGUCCUGCCCGUGGGCGCAACCAUCAACAUGGACGGCACCGCCCUCUACGAAGCUGUGGCGGCCAUCUUUAUUGCCCAAGUCAAUGACAUGAACCUGAACUUUGGCCAGAUUCUCACCAUCAGUAUCACGGCAACCGCCGCCAGCAUCGGAGCAGCAGGCAUCCCCCAUGCUGGCCUGGUUACCAUGGUGAUUGUAUUGACAUCGGUGGGACUGCCCACAGAGGACAUAACGCUCAUCAUCGCAGUGGAUUGGUUACUGGACCGCCUGCGGACCACCGUCAACGUGCUGGGCGACUCGCUCGGGGCGGGCGUCUUGGAGCACCUGUGUCGCGCCGAGUUGCAAAGUCAGGACGAGGAGGUGCGCAACUCGGUCAUCGAAGAGAACGAGAAGCCCUACCAGCUCAUCUGCCAGGAGAACCAGGUGGUGCAAAACCACAACAGCGAAACCACCAUGUGACCACGCACAUCCCAAAAUGCUUCACCGUAAGCCCCUGGUGGUGGUGUUUUCACCCCGGGGUAAUGACGCCACACCUUUGUGCAGAUGGCUGCACUGCCCCAGAAAUCGGAGAAAGGACAGGGAGAGUUCCACAGGAAGGAAAUUACUUUCAAACUUUUAAGCAGGGGUCUCAAACUCACUUUACCUGGGGGGGGGGCACUGGAUGCAGAGUCUGGGUGAGGCUGGGCCGCGAGAAAAGAUUUCUUAAAAAAAUAAUUUUAAAUGUCUUUAUUUUUAUUUUCAACACCAAAUAAAAUCAAAAUAUAAAUGAACAAAAUGAGAAUUAAAAAAGGUGAGGCAAUGCAAAUAAAAAAAAACCCACAAAUAACGGUAUGAAUUGGUCCAGGUUAUCGGGGACUGUUAUUACUGACGGACAGGUGUCGCGGUGUGACUGCAGCCAGGCACGUAAGAAAACCCUCAUCUCCAUGGCAACGUCUCUGCCGCUUUCACUCAUUUGCCGCUUUUCCACUAUUGCAGGGGUAGGCAACCCAGAACGUUGAAAUAGCCAUUUUGGAGCCAAAUAACACAACGUUGUCAAGCACUAUUCGUAUGAAACUUGCAGGUCGCACUAACAUUAAACUUUCAUAAUAAGGUGGGGGCCGCUAAAUAACGUCUCUUGGGCCGCAAUUGACCCGCAGGCCGCGUGUCUGAGACCCCUGCUUUUAAGGGAGUAUUAGGGCAGUAAAAACAUUUAAUUUAAAGGCCUACUGAAAGCCACUACUAGCGACCACGCAGUCUGAUAGUUUAUACAUCAAUGAUGAAAUAUUAACAUUGCAACACAUGCCAAUACGGCCGCUUUAGUUUACUAAAUUACAAUUUUAAAUUUCCCGCGCAGUUUCUUGUUGAAAAUGUAGCGGAAUGAUGACGCGUGUUUGUGACGUUAUUGGUCAGAGGCGACAUAUUAGCCAGCACCACUUACGGCUAAAAGUCGUCUCUUUUUAUCACAUAAUUACACAGUAAUUUGGACAUCUGUGUUGCUGAAUAUUUUGCAAUUUUUUCAAUUAAUAAUGGAGACGUCAAAGAAGAAUGCUGUUGGUGGAAAGCGGUGGAUUGCAGCUGUCUUUAGCACCGAAACAAAGCUGGUGUUUGUUUGUUGUGAAGCUUUAACACAGAGCGGUCAAGGGAACAUGUUUCUCUAUGUCAACCAGCAUGUUUUUGGAUGGGAAAAUUGUGAUAUAUAUCUUACUGGAGACAUCAGUGGAUUAUGCAUCCUCCUGAAGUCAAAAAGUCAGCUGUGAGGUUGGCUCCUCUGCUUCUCUCUGAGACGCUGGCAUGUUCACCGCACCCCUCCGACUAAAACAAUCUUUUUAAAUGUCUUUAUUUUUAUUUUCAACAGCAAAUAAAAUCAAAAUAUAAAUGAACAAAAGGAGAAUUAAGAAAUGUGAGGCAAUGCUAAUUAAAUAAUUAAAAAAAUAACUGUUUGAUUUGGUCCAGGUUGUCGGGGACUGUUAUUACUGACGGACAGGUGUCGCGGUGUAACUGCAGCCAGGCAUGUAAGAAAACCCUCGUCUCCAUGGCAACGUCUCUGUCGCUUUCACUCAUUUGCCGCUUUUCCACUAUUGCAGGGGUAGGCAACCCAGAACGUUGAAAGAGCCAUUUUGGACCCAAAUAACAACGCUGUCAAGCGCUAUUCGUAUAAAACUUGCAGGUCGCACUAACAUUAAACUUUCAUAUUAAGGUAGGGGCCGCAAAAUAUCGUCUCGCGUGUCUGAGACCCCUGUUUUUAAGGGAGUAUUAGGGCAGUAAAAACAUUUAAUUUAAAGUCCUACUGAAAGCCACUACUAGCGACCACACAGUCUGAUAGUUUAUAUAUCAAUGAUGAAAUAUUAACAUUGCAACACAUGCCAAUACGGACGCUUUAGUUUACUAAAUUACAACUUUAAAUUUCCUGCGCAGUUUCUCGUUGAAAACGUAGCGGAAUGAUGACUCUUAUGAUGAUGUGUGUUUGUAACGUUAUUGGUUGGAGGGGACAUAUUAUUCCAGCAACACACACGGCUAAAAGUCGUCUCUUUUCAUCGCAUAAUUACACAGUAAUUUGAACAUCUGUGUUGCUGAAUCUUUUGGAAUUUGUUCAAUUAAUAAUGGAGACGUCAAAGAAGAAUACUGUUGGUGGAAAGCGGUGUUUUGCAGCUGUCUUUAGCACCGAGACACAGCCGGUGUUUUUUUGUUGUGAAGCUUUAACACAGAGUGUUCAAGCGAACAUGUUUCUCUACGUCAACCAACAAGCUUUUGGAUGGGAAAAUUGUGAUAUAUAUCUUACUGGAGACAUCAGUGGAUUAUGCAUCCUCCUGAAGUCAAAAAGGCAGCUGUGAGGUUGGCUCCUCUGCUUCUCUCUGAGACGCUGGCAUGUUCACCGCACCCCUCCGACUAAAAAAAUCUUUUUAAAUGUCUUUAUUUUUAUUUUCAACAGCAAAUAAAAUCAAAAUAUAAAUGAACAAAAGGAGAAUUAAGAAAUGUGAGGCAAUGCAAAUUAAAUAAUAAAAAAAUAACGGUUUGAUUUGGUCCAGGUUGUCGGGGACUGUUAUUACUGACGGACAGGUGUCGCGGUGUGACUGCAGCCAGGCACGUAAGAAUACCCUCGUCUCCAUGGCAACGUCUCUGUCGCUUUCACUCAUUUGCCGCUUUUCCACUAGUGCAGAGGUAGGCAACCCAGAACGUUGAAAGAGCCAUUUUGGACCCAAAUAACAACGCUGUCAAGCACUAUUCGUAUGAAACUUGCGGGCCGCGCUAACAUUAAACUUUCAUAUUAAGGUGGGGGCCGCAAAAUAACGUCUCGCAGGCCGCGUGUCUGAGACCCCUGCUUUUAAGGGAGUAUUAGGGCAGUAAAAACAUUUAAAGUCCUACUGAAAGCCACUACUAGCGACCACACAGUCUGAUAGUUUAUAUAUCAAUGAUGAAAUAUUAACAUUGCAACACAUGCCAAUACGGCCGCUUUAGUUUACUAAAUUACAAUUUUAAAUUUCCUGCGAAGUUUCUUGUUGAAAAUGUAGCGGAAUGAUGACGCUUAUGAUGACACGUGUUUGCAAUGUUAUUGGUUGGAGGGGACAUAUCAGCCCAGCUCCACUUACGGCUAAAGUCGUCUCUUUUCAUCACAUAAUUACACAGUAAUUUGGACAUCUGCGUUACUUACUGAAUCUUUUGCAGUUUGUUCAAUUAAUAAUGGAGACGUCAAAGAAGAAUGCUGUUGGUGGAAAGCAGUGUAUUGCAGCUGUCUUUAGCACCAAAACACAGCCGGUGUUUGUUUGUUGUGAAGCUUUAACACAGAGCGGUCAAGCGAAUAUGUUCCUCUACGUCAACCAACAUGUUUUUGGAUGGGAAAAUUGUGAUAUAUAUCUUACCGGAGACAUCAGUGGAUUAAGCUUCCUCCUGAAGUCAAAAAGUCAGCUGGGAGGUUGGCUCCUCUGCUUCUCUCUGAGACGCUGGCAUGUUCACCGCACCCCUCUGACUAAAAAAAUAAUUUUAAAUGUCUUUAUUUUUAUUUUCAACGCCAAAUGAAAUCCAAAUAUAAAUGAACAAAAGGAGAAUUAAGAAAUGUGAGGCAAUGCAAAUGAAAUAAUAAAAUAACGGUUUGAUUUGGUCCAGGUUAUCGGGGACUGUUAUUACUGACGGACAGGUGUGGCGGUGUGACUGCAGCCAGGCAUGUAAGAAAACCCUCGUCUCCAUGGCAACGUCUCUGUCGCUUUCACUCAUUUGCCGCUUUUCCACUAUUGCAGGGGUAGGCAACCCAGAACGUUGAAAUAGCCAUUUUGGAGCCAAAUAACAACGCUGUCAAGCGCUAUUCGUAUGAAACUUGCGGGCCGCGCUAACAUUAAACUUUCAUAUUAAGGUGGGGGCCGCAAA